AACGCAUUGAUUAAUAACAUUUUCGGCCCGACCAACUUUGCACUAACUUGGAUUGUAAUGAUGUUUCGUUCUCUCUCAUUGGUAGAGCGUGUAAUAUCAGCCAAUAGCGAAGCAUUUUUCUAACUCAAAUUGGUGCAAAACCGGUCGGGUCGGAAACGCUAUAAGUAUAUUUUUAUCACAAUUUUCGAUGACCGUAUUCUUAAUAUUUACUAUCCGCUUGAAAAUUUAUUUCUAGAUGUUAAAAUGUAUGCUUUAACUCAUAAAACAGAAAAUGCCCAUGAAGAUAGUAUAUGGACUUGUGGAUGGGGUUGUCCAAAAAGGAAGAAAGAACAUCUGGAUAAUGAAGAUUCACGGAUUAUAUUUGACAGUGAUUCUGUACAGUCUAAUGAAGACGAGACAGCAGAAUAUCUUGUAACAGCUUCUGUGGAUGAUUCUGUGAAAGUAUGGGAAUUGAAGGAGGAUGCUUUGAAGUUAAAACAUAAGUUAACUGGAUAUUCCUUGGGAGUUGUAUCCAUAGCUAUUAGCUCAGAUGGAUCAAAAUGUGCCUCAAGUUCACUUGAUUCGAGUCUAAAAUUAUGGGACUUAUAUUCUGGUGAUAAGUUAUUGAGCAUUGAAGUUGGUCCAGUAGACAUUUGGACUUUAGUCUUUUCUCCAGAUGAUAAAUUCAUUGUAUCUGGCAGUCAUGCUGGUAAGAUACAUCUAUAUGGAACUGAUAAUGGUAAACAAGAACAGACUUUAGAUACAAGAGGUGGAAAAUUUACAUUAAGUGUAGCAUAUAGUCCUGAUGGUAAAUAUAUUGCAAGUGGCGCAAUAGAUGGUAUUAUUAAUAUCUUCGAUGUUGCCUAUGGAAAAGUUUUACGUACCUUGGAAGGUCAUGCGAUGCCUAUCAGAUCUUUAUGUUUUUCACCCGAUUCUCAGUUGCUUCUUACAGCAUCCGAUGAUGGACAUAUGAAACUAUAUGAUGUCAAAGAUGCAAAUCUAGCAGGAACGAUGUCGGGUCAUGCUUCUUGGGUACUUGGUGUGGCUUUCUCACCAGAUGGACAGCAAUUUGCAUCAAGUAGUUCUGAUCAUACAGUCAAGAUCUGGGAAUUAGCACAAAGACAAUGUUUGCAUACAUUUCGUGAACAUAAGGAUCAAGUCUGGUCAGUUAAGUAUAAUCCACAGCGAAAUAAUAUAAUUGCGUCAGUAUCUGAGGAUAAAUCUAUUAAUUUAUAUGAAUGUCCUAUAUAUGAGAAAUAAUUGCAUUAAGGAUCAAUAAAUAUUUUUUGUCUAUAUCGUUUAUUCUGUUUAUUGGUUGCAAACAACUGAUGACAUUUCUUUCAAGUUUAUGAAAGACCGGAGGAUAUUUUUUAGCUACAAAUUUUAUUGUACUGCAAGUAGUAAUGUACAAACUAUAAAGAUCUGUGACGAAUUUGAAAUGCGACAUGUAAAAAAAUUAUUUUUAAAACCUAGAACGGAGUGAAAAUGAUUUUAUAAAAAAGAAAUUACAAGGAUAGUCAUGGUGUACAGAUCAAAUAUUUUUUAAUGAAUAACAUAAAGGUACCCUGAGUGGUUCCAAGUUGGCGGAGUUAAAUUUAAUUAACUCGAACUGGAACAGGGUAAAAUGUUUACAGAGAAGACUUUUCAAUUAAACAAAUAAAUACGUAUAAUAAAUUCUAGCUCAUGUACCAAAAGAUCUCCUUCCGAUAAGAGUUUGGUAAUGAUCUGAUUCCCACACAAAAAGGAAAAUUGAUAUGAUAUAAAUGAUGAAAGAUGAAAUUAAAAACAAAAUUAAAAAUGAUAACUUGCAGUUGUGCUCAUUUGCAUUGAAAUCUUUGAUGAAAGAAAGAAAUAUUAAAUAAUAAUUAAAUAUAUAGUAUUUUAAUCUUAAAUCUAUGUCUUGUUGACCUGUACAUCACUUCAAUAAUAAGUACAUUUAUUUCCGAAAAGGAUCGAUUUUGAUAGACUGUUUAUAAGCGAAAUUAGUAUCCAUGUAUAGUAUCCAUGUAUGAAGAUAUAUUGGUUGUAAACUGGAAACUUAAAUAUACACUCGUAAAAUUUUUUGCUCAGUAAUGUCAUUUUUAGUAAACUACUUAGACCGUUUUACGUUUAUGGUCGAUGUAAACGAUAUUUUUUCAUUACGAUUAAUUUUCGAUCGAAGCUAAUUUCGCUUAUUCCAGAGCUUUCGUUUUACUUAUUAGUCUUGAUAAAAUAAUUAUAUCUUUUAUCUCUAUUUGUAACAGAUGGUAC
This is a messenger RNA of Acromyrmex echinatior (Panamanian leafcutter ant), 2229 nucleotides long. Its product is annotated as WD repeat-containing protein SL1-17. Gene Ontology annotation, molecular function: protein binding. Gene Ontology annotation, cellular component: Cdc73/Paf1 complex. The record is from RefSeq and is a predicted model, not a curated record. Lineage: Eukaryota; Metazoa; Arthropoda; Insecta; Hymenoptera; Formicidae.